ACAAUAUUUUUUUCUGACCCACUUAAGUAGAAACGGACUAAUUUGGCUGUACAGAACUGAUUUGCCACUGUUUGUAACUGUAGCUCAUAGCGUUAUGGUGCUUCACUCUGCAGAUGGCAGCAUGUGAGCGCACAUCUCGUUGGCUGUGAGGUCUCGUGUGUUGGUUGGAUCUGUGCUGUGCUCAGUCAGUGUAAUCCCGUCUCUCCCGCCGGCAGACAUGGCGACUGCGAGGACUCUCGUAUGCUCCACAACAAGCUGCAUCUGAAGCGGCUCCGCAGCAUCACCGUCGCGCUCGGUGCAUUCGUGGACAAACGCACACUUGCACACAGCGGAUUUAUAAUCGGGGCUGAGCCAGGAAGACCAUGGUGGAACAGGGCCAAACGUCGUUGGCGGGACAGAGGUUAGGGGCACCAGAGACUCUGGGGAUCAGCACCCUGGAGCCCGGACACAAACCACCUGCUAUGCCACCUGGACGCCUGGUGCCCAUCAGAGUCGUGCUGCUGGAUGACUCAGAGGAGAUAUUCGACAUAUCGCAACGAGCAUCGGGCCGGGUUCUGUUCGAGAUGGUCUGCUUGCAUCUGAACCUUAUUGAGGGGGAUUACUUUGGCCUGGAGUUCCAGAGCCAUCACAGAAAAAUGGUUUGGUUGGAUUUACUAAAGCCCAUUAGAAAGCAGAUCACACGGCCCAAGCACACCGUCCUUCGGUUUGUUGUGAAAUUCUUCCCCCCUGAUCAUUCGCUGCUGUUGGAGGAGCUGACCAGGUACUUGUUUGCUCUGCAGGUGAGACAGGAUCUGGCCAGCGGACGUCUCACGUGUAGCGACGUCAGCGCUGCUCUUUUGGUCUCUCAUAUCAUCCAGUCUGAGAUUGGGGAUUUUGAGGAAACUCAGUGUAGACAGCAUCUACUUAACACCAACUACAUCCCUGACCAGAUGGCCCUGAUGGACAAAAUCAUGGAGUUCCACCAUAAACACAUUGGACAGACGCCAGCAGAGUCAGAUUACCGGUUGCUGGAGAUGGCGUGCAGGUUGGAGAUGUACGGUAUCCGACUCCAUCCUGCUAAAGACAGAGAAGGAACCAAACUCAGCCUGGCUAUAGCACACGGCGGUGUCCUCGUGUUUCAGGGACACAACAGGAUCAACAACUUCAACUGGUCUAAAAUCCGCAAGCUGAGUUUCAAGAGAAGGAGGUUCCUUAUCAAACUAAGAGCAGACCCUAGUCAGAAUGUUAAUCAAGAUACUCUGGAGUUUUUGAUGGCGAGUCGGGACUGCUGUAAAAUGUUUUGGAAGAUCUGUGUGGAGUAUCAUGCCUUCUUCAGGCUCUUUGAGGAACCCAAACCCAAACCCAAACCGGUGCUGUUCAGCAGGGGCUCUUCCUUCAGGUUCAGUGGUCGGACACAGAAGCAGGUGAUAGAUUAUGUGAAGGAAAAUGAGUUUAAAAAACUGCCCUUUGAUAGGAAACACAGUCGAGUGCAGUACAAAAGCCGUCUGUCACCUCUGCGUUCUGCACAGCACCAAGUGCCAAAUCAAGCUGUCAAGCAGAGCUGGGAGGGCUCAUUUUUAGUAAGCUCAGAAGAUUCUGCGGUAAUAAGACCAUGUGGAAACUCCUCCCCAUCGACUCAGCGCAAUGGAUGCAGCGACCAAACGUACCCCAUUCAGGAGGACCGCAGAAGCCCGGCAGCUAAGCAGCAGCCCGUCGAUCGAGCAGAGGUGACGUGUGCUUUAGUUAACGGUCACGCUGAUGACUGUAGAGGAGCGACGCCGUCUCCUCUCAUCUCACCCAUGCUGAACGACACUGGUGCCAUACGCACUGAUGAUGAGGAGGACAACAGGAGGAAGGACUGUCCCGCUGAUAAUGCAUACUGCAUAGCUAAAGAGCUGCUGUGUACUGAAAGGACAUACCUGAAGGACCUGGAGCUGAUCACAGUGUCGUUUCAGGGAGUGUUGGAUAAAGAGGAUUGUGUUCCUGACACUCUGAAGACACUGUUGAGUUCCACCUAUGAGCCGCUACAUUCCCACCACACACACUUCCUCCAGGAGCUCGAAGAGAGACUAUCACUGUGGGAAGGCCGAUGCAAUACAGAGGUUAAAGGAGAAAUGCAGCAUAUAGGAGACCUGCUGCUGAAGUGCGCACAGGAGCUGAAGGCUCUCUCAGCUCAGCUGCAGAUGAUCUCAGAGUGUGUGUUUGCGCUGGAGAGAGUGUGUGUCGCGUCCCGCAGGCUGGAGUGUGUGUGCCGUGAGUUUGAGCUGCAGAAGAUGUGUUACAUUCCUCUGAACGUCUUUCUGCUGAGUCCCCUCCAUCGCUUGCUGCACUACAGACAGAUACUAGACAGACUCUGCAAACACUACCCACCAACACACACCGACUACAGCGACUGCAGAGCUGCUUUGGACAAUGUGUGUGAAUUGGAGGCUGAGCUUCGUCCUGGUCUGGAAGAGAUCGAGAACUAUCAGAAACUCCUGGAGCUUCAGAAGGAUUUGAUUGGUGUUGAGCAUCUGGCCGUGGCUGGACGUCAGCUCAUCAGACUGGGCUGCCUCAGCAAACUCUCUGGGAAAGGACUUCAACAGCGCAUGUUCUUCCUGUUCAAUGACGUUCUGUUGUACAGCACUCGAGGGAUAACAUCAACCAAUCAGUUUACAGUGCACAGACAACUUCCUCUGCGUGGCAUGACAAUCCGGGAGAGUGAGGACGAGUGGGGCGUCCCUCACUCUUUCACACUGAUGGUACAACAGCAGUCACUGGUGGUCGCCGCAUGUUCAGAGUCAGAAAUGGAGAAAUGGAUGGAGGAUUUAAAGAUGGCGGUUGACAUGGCUGAAGAGUCUAAUGGACUGACCGCUGACCUGCUGUCUGCUAGCAAGGAUGUCAAAUCCUCAGGGGCAUCUGAAGUGGAGUCAGAGGAUGAUCUUUGUGGAUCUCGAACAUCUUUGCCUCGAAAUGGCAACAAUUCAGGAAACACUCUUAACCGCGGCAACACAACAGGACACGUGUGCUGGCAUCGCAACACCAGUGUUUCCAUGCUGGACUUCAGCAUCGCCAUAGAGAACCAGCUCUCAGGAAAUCUGCUCAGAAAGUUUAAAAACAGUAACGGCUGGCAGAAACUCUGGGUGGUUUUCACCAACUUCACCCUGUUCUUCUACAAAACACAUGAGGAUGAGUAUCCGCUGGCCAGUCUGCCGUUGUUGGGUUACUCAGUAACACAUGCCGGCGAGUCGGAAAACAUCCAUAAAGAUCACGUCUUCAAACUGCAUUUCAAAUCUCAUAUCUACUACUUCAGAACAGAGUGUGAAUACUUUUUCGAAAGAUGGAUGACAGUGAUCAGAAGUGCUACAGUCUCUGCCAGCAGAACCCGCUAUCUGAACCGGACAGAACCAGACUGAACCACAGAGAACCUGCCAUGUGAACCAGACUGAACCAGGCUGAACCCCACAGAAACUGCCAUCUGACCUGGACAGAAAAAAACAUAAACCAACAGACCCAUGCAGGCAUAUAGGGAGCAACCAUCUCAGUGUGUGUGUGUGUGUGUGUGUGUGUGUGUGUGUGUGUGCGUGUGUGUGUGUUUGUGUGCUUUUAUGACAACGUCACUUUUUUUUGUGACUGACUUUUUUUUAAUAGCAUUGUUUCAUAGUAUGACAUUAAAGGGGAAUGUCACCAUUUCACUUCUGAGCCUUUUAAUAGACACUCUUCAGUUCAAAUAUCAGCCUCAGGCAAGUUUUUUUUUUCCUAUUAUUUGUAUUUUACUGAAUUACUUGUGUGUAAGAAACAGAAAGAAUAUGUGAGGUGCUUAAACUGCAUCAGUGACAUUACAGUUUUAUUUUAAAGGAGAAAAUCAGAGCGUAAAACAGCAAAUGAUAAAAGAUUUCACACACCUGCAGAAGUACAGAGAUCACCAUUGUGCCCUUAAGGACAGGUGCUGCUGGUGAGAUUUCAGAUAAAAGGGGCUUACAAAUCCUUAGUGAGAUGUUCACAAAAACUGCAUUAUGUGUUUCAUAAAAUGGCCACAAAUAUUGAAAGGUGCUACUGUGUGUUCACAGGAUGUGUUAGUGUUGGGUGUGAAUAGAACAUAAGGUUAACUGAGGUUUAUUAUAAGGCCUAUUUAUAGCAUGUGUUGACAUACUAAAGUCAUUAUCUUGAGAAACUAAAAGGAAAAGUGUUAAUAAAGGCUCAGAGAUGAAGAGAGGUGGAAUUCCCCUUUAAACUCAUGGCAUUCCCCAUAAACACACAGGUGCUUUUAAAUGUUUGAGUUUUGUCCUCUAGUGUAAAAAAACAUGAAAAAGCAUUUCUUGCAUUUUUUAACUGGGCUUUUACAGAAUCUCAUUUUGUAAAUGAUAUUUAAUUGUAAAUGUAAGCCGUAAGUGUCACUUGUUGCCUUUAAAAGGAGGCAGAUCCAUUUCAGUGCCAUGGUUUUUAUAGUACAAAUUUCUAUGUUUCUAUGUUUUAGACUUUGUUUCUAUCAGCUGAAACCAUGUUGGGUUCCAGAAACCAAUGUGCCAAAAUCAUGAUGGGUAUUUCUGUUCUGUUCUGUUCCAUUUUGGACUGAAUAACGUAAAAAGCAUUGCAAAUUUGGGAUUUAAAGGCAAGGUAUAAAAUACACAAGUACAUUUCGUCAACAUUCGUCAACUGAACCUUAUAUUUAUAGAGUUCAAGUGCCAUUAAGAGCAUAACACACAAAAGGUAUUUUACGCUACGUUUAUUUCAGUCACCAUAUAACAUUUGAUAAUGAAGAAAGGAUAUUUUGUUAUUGAAGGUUGUAAGAAGAUUGACACCCCUGUCAUUUUAGAAAUAUCAUUUUCACAUUCACCCAUAGGCAGCACCAUAUAAACCACAACUGCAUAUUACAGGUUAGUUUAGUCCACAGAAGAAGUAAAGCUUUAAAAUGUGCAGAUAAACAUGUUUUAGUUUCAUACGGCCCAAACACUGCUAAAAUGAAUAGAAAAACACAAAGAGAGAGAGAGUUUAUUGGAAAUGAAAGCAAUAAAACCCCAUUCCAGAAAGCGGUUGACUUCUGUGGUCUUUCUGCAUUACACUGGUCAGCAGAGGGCGAUACAUCAUCAGUGUGAGGCCAUUAACCAAUAGAAAAUCAAGAGUAAAACAUUUUAUUAUUAUAUAGGUUUAUACAUAUAUGCAAUAAAAUACAAUAAUAUAUGAUAUUUUAGUGUAUAUGGGUGAUUCUGUUUGGUUAUCAUGGAAGUGAGAGGGAA
Onychostoma macrolepis is the source of this 5195-nucleotide messenger RNA. Its product is annotated as FERM, ARHGEF and pleckstrin domain-containing protein 1. Bases 363 to 3374 code for a protein of 1003 amino acids. The record is from RefSeq and is a predicted model, not a curated record. Gene Ontology annotation, cellular component: cytoskeleton. Gene Ontology annotation, molecular function: cytoskeletal protein binding; guanyl-nucleotide exchange factor activity. Lineage: Eukaryota; Metazoa; Chordata; Actinopteri; Cypriniformes; Cyprinidae. The transcript is spliced from 26 exons.